Messenger RNA from Gastrolobium bilobum, 3534 nucleotides. RefSeq lists its product as uncharacterized. Gene Ontology annotation, molecular function: misfolded protein binding; polyubiquitin modification-dependent protein binding. The record is from RefSeq and is a predicted model, not a curated record. Gene Ontology annotation, cellular component: BAT3 complex. Bases 226 to 3051 code for a protein of 941 amino acids. NCBI's taxonomy places the organism in Eukaryota, Viridiplantae, Streptophyta, Magnoliopsida, Fabales, Fabaceae. The transcript has 18 exons.
UACUAUUCAUUUCCACCAAAAUCUCUCUAGAAUCUUCCAACGCAGAUCUUAUAAGCUAUUUUUCUCUUCCAAUACUUUUUCCCUUACUCCUUUUCUGUUUCGUUGCUCUCAUCUUCUCAGUAGCGAGGGGAACUUCCCUUACUCAUCAAGUUACUUUGGUAUCUUUAUUGCGUGGUUAGUUCUGUUGAAUUCCUAGGUCCAAGACUUUGCAGCUGAACAAAUAGCAUGGCGGGUCAGAGCUCCAAUGAAGGCUCCAGUAUUGGCAAUAUUUCAGAGGGUUCAGAAUCAACUGUUCAGCUCAAUAUCAAGACUCUAGAUUCUCGUAUCUACAGUUUUCAAGUGGAAAAAAAUAUGCCUGUUUCGUUGUUCAAAGAGAAAAUUGCAAAUGAAAUCGGUGUCCCAGUAAGUCAGCAACGGCUGAUUUUUAGAGGAAAGGUCUUAAAGGAUGAGCACGUUCUUUCUGAGUAUCAUGUUGAGAAUGGGCAUACAUUGCAUUUAGUUGAAAGACAACCAAAUCAGUCACAAGCUUCUGGUACGAGUUCUGGGGAGCCAACUGGUACUGGUACAAGUGGUAACCGAGGUAAUGAUGUAGGCUCAGGGGCUUCUCGUAAUCGUGUUGGGCAAAUUUCGCACAGUGUUGUUCUUGGGACUUUUAAUGUGGGGGAACAAGGUGAAGGCAUUGUUCAUGACCUCAGUCGGGUUAUUGGGGCAGUUUUGAAUUCUAUUGGAAAUGGUGGCCAGAACACAAUUAGUGUUCCUAAUGCUACACAAACGUCUUCGGCUCCACCAGGGAAUGGAACUGAAGAAAUGAAUGCUGGAAAUCAAAACCUAGCAGGAAAUCAGGCACAGUCCGGGCAGACAUUUCCUGUUCAAGCAUUCCAAUCUCUGUCUCAAGUUGUUCAGAUUCCUAUGGCUGCAGGAGCUAUACCCGCUCCUUCUCUCAAUGCACCAAUUCCUCAUUCAUUGAACACACUGUCUGAGUUUAUAAAUCACAUGGAACAGACACUAUCACAAUAUGGUUAUGCACCGAAUCUGUCUUCAACUAAUCCUGGAAAUCAACGAGUUGAAUUGCCAUCCAAUGCACAAGGGUUGCCGACACUUGAAGCGCUAAGCACUGUCUUGCGUCGUGCAGAACAGUUGCUUGGUGGUCACGCUGUUGCUGCGCUAUCUCACAUUGCAGGACGAUUGGAGAGAGAGGGUACUUCUUCUGAUCUACAUAUGAGGGGUCAAAUACAGUCAGAGUCAAUGCAAAUAGGACUUGCUAUGCAUCAUUUGGGUGCACUUCUACUUGAACUCGGCCGAACAAUGUUGACACUGCAUAUGGGACAGGCUUCUGCAGAAUCUGUUGUUAAUGCUGGACCAGCAGUUUAUAUUUCUCCUUCAGGGCCAAAUCCUAUUAUGGUGCAGCCCUUUCCACAUCAGACAAGCUCCCUCAUUGGUGGUCCUGUUCCUUCUUCAACUCCUGCAACAUUAGGCGGUACUGGGAGUGCUCCUAGGAACGUAAACAUUCAUAUACAUGCUGGUGCGUCUCUUGCACCAAUUCUUUCAGCAAUCAGUUCUAGGCCAAAUAAUGGGGAAGGGACAAGAGGUGAACACCGAAAUGAGCCUGGCUCUAGUGAUUCAAGUUCUGCACGGGUAUUACCUAUUAGAAAUGUCAUAGCAGGAACUCUUCCAUCACACCCUCCUGGUGUUGGAGUUGCUAGUAGCACACAAACUGGUUUUGGUGUUUCUAUUUCACAGCCACCACCUGACUCAGCUCCAUUGUCGUCUGUUAGAAACUUUGUUGGUCAAAUGGAAUCAACUAGCAGGGACUUGUCUUCUGGGUCUGAAUCAAGACCUGCUCUGGGAAAUGAACGGCUAGAUACCAUAGGGAUGAAUGGCUUUGGGGCUGCCAGUACAUCUUCAGCUGGCUGUGCAUCUGAAAGUGGGGUACAGAAGCCCCAAAAUGAGGCAGUCCAAACCUGUAGUAAUGAUGAUAGAGAUGUUUUGGUCGACAAAUUUGUUUCGAGUUCUUCCAAUCAAGAUUUGCAAAGUUGUUCUAGUGGAGAAACAAUAGUAAAAUCAGAAAAAGUACAUGAUGCUCCAUCUGUAAGUGAAAGACAAGAUGUAACUGUACCUGCCAAAGCUGCUCCACUAGGAUUGGGUAUGAGUGGUUUGGAACGCAAGAGGCGAACAAGACUUCAUCCUCCUGUAAGUAAAGGUGCUGAUGAUGGAUCAUCCAGUUCUUCUGUCAAUCAAAGUCAGCAAACCAUAACAGAUGGUCAGCGGAUAUUGCAAAAUCUUGCAAGUCAUGGAUCUGCUGUGAAUUCGAGAAAUGCCAAUGGACCAUCCGAGCGGCCCUUUCCCUCUAGUGAUAGCCAGAUUGAUGUGGCUGGUUUGAUGUCUCAGGCUUUACAUAGCCCUGCUUCACAACAAACCAGAGUCAACUCACCUGAUGUCUUGAGGAAUAUGUUGCAGCAGUUCACACAAAGCCCACAGUUAAUGAGCGCGGUGGAUCAAAUGGCACAACAGUUGGGCAGUCAAGAUAUGGGUAAUAUGUUGCAGCAGUUCACACAGAACCCACAGUUAAUGAACACGGUAGAUCAAAUGGCACAACAGUUCGGCAGUCAAGAUGUGGGGAGUAUGUUUGCUGGAAUGGAAAGAGGACAGGGUGGUGGUAUUGAUUUGUCAAGGAUGGUUCAACAGAUGAUGCCUAUUGUAUCUCGAGCCUUUGGUGGGGGAAUUCCUCCCUCACCAUUCUCUGCUGCUGAACCAGAACCCCAUGCACCAAACAGAGAUGGAACACUUAACAGAGAUGAAAAUUCUGAUGAUCAAAGUUUACAGCUUGACCUUCAACUAGUGGCAGAGAGGAUUGAGCGCCUGAGUCCACCUACAGAUGUUUUCCGUGCUGUAGCUGAACAUGCUGUCGAGCUGUCUGGCGGUGGAAAUAUUUCUGAUGAUCUUAUAAAUGAGUUAUGCAACAAUGAGAGUCUUGUCAGCGAGUAUGUGGAGAUGUUGCGAUAUGAUGCAAGUCAGCUACUUAAGGGAGAUUCUGAGCCGGACAACUCCUAAUUCAAGUUUCUGUGGAUAUUUACUUUCUGCUUUAUUGCUUCUAUUGCGUGUCGCAACUUUUUUGACGGAUCAUUUUGACGUGUUGCCCCUCUCAAAAAGUAAAAUGAGUUUCGGCGUGUUGUGUCCCCAAUAAUUUGUUGUUCUGGAUCAUUUUGACGGACUUCCAGAUCAUGUGUGAAAAUUUAAAUAUACACCACAUGCCUGUGAGUUGUUUCAAAUGUAACAGUAAAGCGUAUAAGAGCCUCUGCUGUUAUUCAUACUCUGUUAUGUCUUUCUGACUAUAUCGUCAUUUGGACUCAUUUUGGACUUAUCAAAUAGUCUUGUACAUCUUGUGCUUUCGUUAUUUUGUUUUGAUUUUUGUUUAGUUUGUUUCUGUUUGUUUGGGGGAGAGGUGAAUUGUUCAUUCUUAACUUAUACUAGAACGGAGAAUAAUAUAUUUUAAGGACCCUACAAUUUGUCCGUUGAAGUCUAUUAUAGCUACCU